AUGGAUAGAAAGUCUGCUAGAAUAAAAGCAGAGUUACAAGGAUAUGGUUGGAAAGUUUCAAAGAAGUUUAAAUAUAGGAAGGGAAGACCCAUAAAAGUCUAUGACAAAUUGUCUGGUCUUCGCUACGAAAUGGAUUUGGAAACAGCACGUGCCAAUUAUCCAAACAGACUAGAGAGGUUAGAAGAAGAACGUCUUAUGGACAUGCCUUUCGAUGUUAGUGAACCUCAAGUUGAAGGACACGACGGCUUUGCCAGAUUCUAUUGGAAACAUGACGAACAAUUGCAUCCUUUGAGAAGGAAAAAAGGAAAAGGUGAAGACGCACAUGCUCCCAUGGAAAGAACAAGAUAUGCAUAUGAAAAGUAUCGUGAAGUUAGAAGUCAAAUUACUUCUGGUCGAACCUUUACAGUAAACUUUGACGAAGGAAAGAACAAAGAAGGCUUCAUGGGUGUACUUGCUGCCAUACAAGACGGAAAUAAGAAAGGAUACAAUCUCAGAUUGACCAUAACAGAUUUGGAUGGUCACAUUUACUAUGCACAUGGCAAUGUCACAACAGCUGCAAUGCUUCUUGACGCUUUCAAGACUACAAAGAGAGAACAAAUGGUUGACUCCGACUCAGCCAUUUUGAAUGCAAUUGAAGGAAUUGCAAGUGUUAAGUUCGAGUGGUACCAACCUAACCCUCAAGCAGUCAGACAACAUGCUGGAUACUUCCCCUUCAUAAAUAAGUCUGACAUUGACUUGACAAGGUAUGGAAUUUACAAUUCAAUUGAAACAAUUGUCAAUGAACCUUGUAUUCUUACAUGUCUCAGGAACUCUGGUCUUGUUACAGAUGAGAAGAUGAAGUAUCUUGAGUCAUGUGUGAAGACAAGGUACAUUCUCAGAGGUCAAUUGGCAAAAAUUGCACCGUUGGCAAAUGUCAAUAUCCGAGUCAACAUCCCUACAGCUAAAGGUUCUUCACAUGACGACUAUGUUGUUGAGUUCAAUUUACCAUGGUUGAAGAUUGUAAUUGUCCACAACCACUUCAUGUUGAACGAAAGUCUUACAAACCCAUUGUUCGGAAAAGGCAAGUGUAACAUUGUCAGAGCUGUAAACAUUCUUUUCGAGAAAGGUUUGUUGGAACCAAUUCCAGAUGACAAGCUGACAGAAACUUUUGUACCAAAAGACGAAACAAACUUUUCAUUGUUAGCAAGACCAAAAGUUGUUCCAGACAAAGUUAUAGUACAAAAGAAGUACACAAUUCCACAAGGAGUUGGAUUGUUCGGAUACCAACCUGAACCAGAAGAACUUCCAAUGAGGUUGCAAGAACUUCAAGAUGCUAUAAACAAACUUCCAUUGAGACAUCCAAUUGACGUCAAAUUGUAUUGGAGAGCUUCUGAGUUAGGUCAGAAGGUUUUAUAUGAAACAGGUUGCUUCGACGAUGUUUAUGAGAUAACAGGAGAAGUUUCUCAGAAGAUAAGAGACUCACUUGAAUUUCCACAAACUGGACCAAUUGGUUGCGCCAAGUUCGACUCAAACGAAAAGAUAUACUAUGUCGACCUUAA
This is a messenger RNA of Trichomonas vaginalis G3, 1538 nucleotides long. RefSeq lists its product as uncharacterized. The record is from RefSeq and is a predicted model, not a curated record. NCBI's taxonomy places the organism in Eukaryota, Parabasalia, Trichomonadida, Trichomonadidae. The transcript has a single exon. The annotation marks the transcript as partial.